Setaria italica (foxtail millet) is the source of this 2860-nucleotide messenger RNA. RefSeq names its product probable protein S-acyltransferase 19. Gene Ontology annotation, cellular component: endoplasmic reticulum; Golgi apparatus. Gene Ontology annotation, biological process: protein targeting to membrane; peptidyl-L-cysteine S-palmitoylation. Lineage: Eukaryota; Viridiplantae; Streptophyta; Magnoliopsida; Poales; Poaceae. The record is from RefSeq and is a predicted model, not a curated record. The transcript is spliced from 9 exons. Gene Ontology annotation, molecular function: protein-cysteine S-palmitoyltransferase activity. The coding region runs from base 222 to 2339 and encodes 705 amino acids.
CGAAAAAGAGAGAGAGAGAGAGGAGAGGGAGUGUGUGCUCCUCGGGUCUUUGAUUGACUCUUGAACUGCUCCCGAAAAAGUAGGCGAAAGGCCUCCCCCUCUGACCCCUCUGGUGCGGUGGUGCCAGAGAGAGAGAGAGACUGGAGAACGAGGAGGAGAGGAGAAAAGUGAAGCGGAAGGAAGGAGUACCGGAGUAGCGGCGAGCGCAAGGCGAAGGGGCCAUGGCGCGGAAGAAUGGGUGGCAGCUCCCCGCGCACACGCUCCAGAUUGUUGCAAUAACAGUUUUCUUCCUUCUGGUGGUUGCAUUUUAUGCAUUCUUUGCACCAUUUCUAGGAAAUCAAGUCCUAGAAUAUGUCGCAAUUGGUACCUACACUUCCGUGGCACUCGCUGUUUCCAUCCUGUACAUCCGGUGUACUAGUAUAAACCCCGCAGAUCCUGGGAUCAUGUUAUGGUUCGAGGAUGGCUUCAUUGAUGCACCUGGAAGUACUGCCAACAUACAGGGCACGCAUUUGCCAGAAAAACCUGAUAUUGCAUCUGGAACAAACUCCCCAACAUCUGCUUGUAGGAGCUCUCUAGAUGGCCGUCCUAACCGUGGUGGUUUAGCUGCUGGAGACACAAAUGUAGAUCUAAGGUCCCAACCACCAAAAAGGUCAAGGGGCUGCUUACUUUUAGGGCUUGUUUGUGCUUUGUUUCUCAAGGAGGAUUGUAGGAAGUUUGAUGACUCAGAGAAUCAAGUUGAUGGUGAAGAUGCCCUGUUUUGCACAUUGUGCAAUGCUGAGGUUCGCAAAUUCAGCAAACAUUGCAGGAGUUGUGACAAGUGUGUGGACGGAUUUGAUCAUCACUGCCGGUGGUUAAAUAACUGUGUUGGACGGAAGAACUAUUUCACGUUUCUUGCUCUGAUGACUACCAGUCUCCUCUGGCUUGCUAUUGAAAUUGGAGUAGGUAUUGCUGUUCUUGUGAUAUGCUUCACCAACAAUAAUUCAGAGAGAAUUAUUCAAGAUAGGCUUGGGAAUGGCUUUCCUCGUCCUGCUUUUGCUACCAUUGUAAUCAUUUUUACUCUUCUUUCUCUAGUUGCUUGUGUACCUUUAGGGGAACUUUUCUUCUUCCAUAUGAUCUUGAUCAGAAAGGGAAUCACAACUUAUGAAUAUGUUGUCGCAAUGAGAGCUAUGAGUGAAGAACCUCAAGAGGAAGAGGACCAGGAGGGGGUAAACAUUGUUUACUCCCCAACAAAUUCAGCCACUACUGGGUUCAGUGGUGCUACUUCACUUAGUCUUCACUACAAGGGUUCAUGGUGCACACCUCCAAGGAUUUUUGUUGAUCAGGAUGAGGUGAUCCCACAUUUGGAGCCAGGCAUGGUACCAUCAACUGUUGACCCUGAUGCUGCUGGACAUACUGAAAGAGCAAUCAAAACCAAGAAGCAAGUCAAGAUCAGUGCCUGGAAGCUUGCAAAGCUGGAUAGCAAUGAGGCAAUGAGAGCUGCAGCAAAAGCUCGGGCAUCGUCCUCCGUCCUCCGACCUUUAGAUGCCCGGCGGGGUCCAGGGUCUAGCCUUAGCUCUAGUGGCAAUGCCAGCAUGAGAAGCAGCAUGAGUGCUGAUUACAGUGCCAGUGCCACCAAGGAAAAAUGGGCUGAUAAUAAGUUGUCGUCUCUUCAUAGCUCCUCGUAUCCUCAAAGCCUCGCAAGCCAGGACGACUAUGAAUCAGGCACGCAGAGUGCUAGCAGCGUAAGCAGCCCGGUCCACAUUCACAAGCCAGUGCCUCAUACUCAGAUUAGUGUGCCACCUCGUGCGCCUCCACCACCUCCAAGGCCUGCACCAGUGGUACCGAGGCCACCGCCUGUUCCAACCACACAGAUAUCCAACCCGGUGUUCCAGUCAGCAACAUCUUAUGUCCGGGAGAACAGAAAAGUGUCCGUUGUUUGGGAUCAAGAGGCCGGUCGUUAUGUCUCGGUAGCACCUGCACCCACUAGACCAGGAGCUGCUGGUGGUGAUCAAGCAGCAUGGGCACCUCGUUUCUUGGCAAACCCAGGUGGUGAGCCAAGCAAUCGCAGAAAUCUUGCGCCUGUGAACGCCUCUUCCUCAGCAUUGCCAUCUGGGCAGCCGUCUGAGAGGUUGGCAUACACUGGGCAGUCGAUAUUCUUUGGCGGACCACUUCUAGGUGCUGCUGCUGCUGCUGGCCCUCGGAGGAGUGAUGACGCAGGCACAAGAGCACGACUGGAGGAAAGUUGGGAGCUCACUGCCCGCCAAAAUGACGCUGGUGGAGACAGGAGGCGAACCACGGAGUCCUUACCAGUGUUUGCUCCAGGAACGUUUCAGAAGAACCCACCGCCAUUCAACAGGUGAGCUCAUGUCAUGGUACUCUUUUGCUGACAAAUCACUACCGCGACAAUGGGGAUAAGAUGACCACUACAGGGUGACAUGGUAAGAGUUCUGAAUAUCUGAUGGCUUACUUCUCCGAUCGUUGUAUUCAUCACCAAAGACUUGCCAGCAGAGCAGCAUCUGUGCGGGAACCAUCGGAAAGGAUCAGGGACUGAUCAUUACAGUGAAGCUUGAUCAGAAUGAGAACUGGAAGCAUGACAGUUAGAGGAACCAAUCCAUUGCGAUGUAAAUUCUUUGCUCAUUAGUUACAAGUAGCAUUUUUGUCCAACUUAGUGCUUCGAUGACUGGAAUUCAUACCAUUCCAUGAAAAUCCACAGAAUUAUUGCUGGGGUAAAUUAAAUGUUUGUAGUCACAGACUCACAGUUUAUAGAGAAUGCAAUACAGCUUAUACAAAGCUUUAGGGAUUCUUAUAGUUCGUUGGCAUUGAGCCCCAGGUCUGUACUUGGAUUGCUUUUAAUAUAAUUCUCCUGAGUAUUCGUGAACAA